This is a messenger RNA of Coregonus sp. 'balchen', 10344 nucleotides long. NCBI's taxonomy places the organism in Eukaryota, Metazoa, Chordata, Actinopteri, Salmoniformes, Salmonidae. The record is from the annotation of a GenBank genome assembly.
AUGGGUACGGGGCGGAAGGCUAGGGGGUACAGAGUGGAGAGGGAUGUGCUGGAUGAGCAGAGACUGGAGGAGCUGGCUCAGAGAAUGGACUACUCUGACACUCACCCUUCCCUGACGAAGCAGCUAAAAGAGUCCUUCAGGUAAGGCACAGAAGGUGUGUGUGCGUGUGUGCGUGUGUGUGUGUGUGUGUGUGUGUGUGUGUGUGUUUGCACACACUAGUCGAAGGUGUGUGAAUGUGUGUGUGAGUUUCUGAUUUAUUGCAAAUAGAUGGGGUAAAUCUUUUACGACAUGGGUCUGGUGGAUCAUGCUCAAUGCUGCCUGUCGGCUGGAAGAAUAUACUGUCGGUUAACCUUUCUUUCUAUACUAACCCUAACUCUAGGUUCAAAUAAAAUAAAAUAAAAAUAAAAUAUUAUUUGUCACAUGCGCCGCAUACAACAGGCGUAGACUUUACUGUUAAAUGCUUACUAUGAGCCUUUUCCCAAUAAUGCACAGUUAAAAAGUAAGAAACAUUUGCAAAAAAGAGAAAAGGAAAUAAUAACAGAAUAAAAUACAGUAACGAGACUGUAUACAAGUAGUACCGGUACAGAGUCAAUGUGCAGCGGUACGAGAUAGUUGAGGUAAUUGAGGUAACAUGUACACUACCAGUCAAACGUUUGGACACACCUACUCAUUCAAGGGUUUUUCUUUAUUUUUACUAUUUUUUACAUUGUAGAAUAAUAGUGAAGACAUCAAAACUAUGAAAUAACACAUAUGGAAUCAUGUAGUAACCAAAAAAGUGUUAAACUAAUCAAAAUAUAUUUUAUAUUUGAGAUUCUUUACAUAGCCACCCUUUGCCUUGAUGACAGCUUUGCACACUCUUGGCAUUCUCUCAAACAGCUUCAUGAGGUAGUCACCUUGAAUGCAUUUCAAUUAACAGUUGUGCCUUCUUAAAAGUUAAUUUGUGGAAUUUCUUUCCUUCUUAAUGCGUUUGAGCAUUUGUGACAAGGUAGGGGGGUAUACAGAAGAUAGCCCUAUUUGGUAAAAGACCAAGUACAUAUUAUGGCAAGAACAGCUCAAAUAUGCAAAGAGAAACGACAGUCCAUCAUUACUUUAAGACAUGAAGGUCAGUCAAUACGGAACAUUUCAGGAACUUUUAAAGUUUCUUCAAGUGUAGUCGCAAAAACCAUCAAGCGCUAUGAUGAAACUGUCUCUCAUGAGGACCGCCACAGGAAUGGAAGACCCAGAGUUACCUCUGCUGCAGAGGAUAAGUUACCAGCCUCAGAAAUUGCAGCCCAAAUAAAUGCUUCACAGAGUUGAAGUCACAGACACAUCUCAACAUCAACUGUUCAGGCCUUCAUGGUUGAAUUGCUGCAAAGAAACCACUACUAAAGGACACCAAUAAUAAGAAGAGACUUGCUUGGACCAAGAAACACGAGCAAUGGACAUUAGACCGGUGGAAAUGUGUCCUUUGGUCUGGAGUCCAAAUUGGAGAUUUUUGGUUCCAACCACCGUGUCUUUGUGAGACGCGGUGUUGGUGAACGGAUGAUCUCCGCAUGUGUAUUUCCCACCGUAAAGCAUGGAGGAGGAGGUGUUAUGGUGUGGGGGUGCUUUGCUGGUGACACUGUCUGUUAUUUAGGCAUACUUAACCAGCGUGGCUACCACAGCAUUCUGCAGUGAUACACCAUCCCAUCUGGUUUGGGCUUAGUGGGACUAUCAUUUGUUUUUCAACAGGACAAUGACCCAACACACCUCCAGUAAAAAUACUGUACUAUACAUGUAGGUAGGAGUAAAGUGACUAGGCAAUCAGGAUAGAUAAUAAACAGAGUAGCAGAAGCGUAUGUGAAGAGUGUGAAAGUGUGUGUCUGUGAGUGUGUGUGUGUGUGGUGUCAAUAUGCAUGUGUGUGUGAGUGUAUGUAGUGUGUGUGUGUGUAUAUACAGUGGGGAAAAAAAGUAUUUCGUCAGCCACCAAUUGUGCAAGUUCUCCCACUUAAAAAGAUGAGAGAGGCCGGUAAUUUUCAUCUUAUGUACACGUCAACUAUGACAGACAAAUUGAGAAGAAAAAAAUCCAGGAAAUCACAUUGUAGGAUUUUUAAUGAAUUUAUUUGCAAAUUAUGGUGGAAAAUAAGUAUUUGGUCACCUACAAACAAGCAAGAUUUCUGGCUCUCACAGACCUGUAACUUCUUCUUUAAGAGGCUCCUCUGUCCUCCACUCGUUACCUGUAUUAAUGGCACCUGUUUGAACUUGUUAUCAGUUUAAAAGACACCUGUCCACAACCUCAAACAGUCACACUCCAAACUCCACUAUGGCCAAGACCAAAGAGCUGUCAAAGGACACCAAAAACAAAAUUGUAGACCUGCACCAGGCUGGGAAGACUGAAUCUGCAAUAGGUAAGCAGCUUGGUUUGAAGAAAUCAACUGUGGGAGCAAUUAUUAGGAAAUGGAAGACAUACAAGACCACUGAUAAUCUCCCUCGAUCUGGGGCUCCACGCAAGAUCUCACCCCGUGGGGUCAAAAUGAUCACAAGAACGGUGAGCAAAAAUCCCAGAACCACACGGGGGGACCUAGUGAAUGACCUGCAGAGAGCUGGGACCAAAGUAACAAAGCCUACCAUCAGUAACACACUACGCCGCCAGGGACUCAAAUCCUGCAGUGCCAGACGUGUCCCCCUGCUUAAGCCAGUACAUGUCCAGGCCCGUCUGAAGUUUGCUAGAGUGCAUUUGGAUGAUCCAGAAGAGGAUUGGGAGAAUGUCAUAUGGUCAGAUGAAACCAAAAUAGAACUUUUUGGUGAAAACUCAACUCGUCGUGUUUGGAGGACAAAGAAUGCUGAGUUGCAUCCAAAGAACACCAUACCUACUGUGAAGCUUGGGGGUGGAAACAUCAUGCUUUGGGGCUGUUUUUCUGCAAAGGGACCAGGACGACUGAUCCGUGUAAAGGAAAGAAUGAAUGGGGCCAUGUUUUGUGAGAUUUUGAGUGAAAACCUCCUUCCAUCAGCAAGGGCAUUGAAUAUGAAACGUGGCUGGGUCUUUCAACAUGACAAUGAUCCCAAACACACUGCCCGGGCAAUGAAGGAGUGGCUUCGUAAGAAGCAUUUCAAGGUCCUGGAGUGGCCUAGCCAGUCUCCAGAUCUCAACCCCAUAGAAAAUCUUUGGAGGGAGUUGAAAGUCUGUGUUGCCCAGCGACAGCCCCAAAACAUCACUGCUCUAGAGGAGAUCUGCAUGCAGGAAUGGUCCAAUACACCAGCAACAGUGUGUGAAAACCUUGUGAAUACUUACAGAAAAUGUUUGACCUGUGUCAUUGCCAACAAAGGGUAUAUAACAAAGUAUUGAGAAACUUUUGUUAUUGACCAAAUACUUAUUUUCCACCAUAAUUUUCAAAUAAAUUCAUUACAAAUCCUACAAUGUGAUUUUCUGGAUUUUUUUUCUCAUUUUGUCUGUCAUAGUUGACGUGUACCUGUGAUAAAAAUUACAGGCCUCUCUCAUCUUUUGAAGUGGGAGAACUUGCACAAUUGGUGGCUGACUAAAUACUUUUUUUCCCCACUGUAUAUACACACACACACACUACAUACACUCACACACACAUGCAUAUUGACACCACACACACACACACUCACAGACACACACUUUCACACUCUUCACAUACGCUUCUGCUACUCUGUUUAUUAUCUAUCCUGAUUGCCUAGUCACUUUACUCCUACCUAGGCUUUGUCGUGCCCUCUUCACGACUGUGUUGGUUUGUUUGAACCAUGAUAAGCCCUUAGUGAUAUGGCCACCGAGGAACUUGAAGCUCUUGACCCACUCCACUACACACCCGGUUCAACCUUAACCUUAACCUCAACCCCAACCCUAAUUUAAUGUCCACAUCCCGGUUCAUCCCUAACCCUCAACCCUGACCCUAUCCCUCUUCUGUCUGUCUGUCACCCCCCUGCCCCCCCUUCCCAGAUGUACUGUACCCAGGCUGAAGCGUAGUGUGGUGGGCUGUCUGCCUGUACUCUACUGGCUGCCCCGCUACUCUAUCUGGGAUUAUGGCAUGCCGGACCUCAUCUCUGGUAUCAGUGUGGGCAUCAUGCACUUGCCACAAGGUACAGUAAGACCACAAUCCCAUGGGUUAAUCACAAAAGACUAGUAUCCUUAAUAACAACAUGCAUUUCAAUGGUCAUAAUGUGAACUUCAUGUACAGAAUAUGUACAGACCUAGUGGAAAAUAAUAGUUGAAUGAUUUAUUGGCUAGUGAGGCUGUUUUAACUAGAUUCCUCUAUACACUGUGCAGGUAUGGCAUAUGCAUUGCUGGCCUCCUUGCCCCCAGUGUUUGGGCUGUACACAUCCCUCUACCCUGCAUUGGUCUACUUUUUCUUUGGGACGUCCAGACAUAUUUCCAUAGGCAAGUGGACAGAAAUAUGUAGUAUGUGAUUGGUUGAUAAGGACUAAGAUUAACACUCCCAGUCAGUCCAAUUCUUUUUGUACAUACAAAUGUACAUACACAGAUGUCGUUAUGUUGUGUUUGUGUGCAGGUACGUUUGCGGUGCUCAGUAUCAUGGUUGGAAGUGUGACAGAGAGGUUGGCUCCAGACAGGAACUUCCUGGUCAUGAUGAAUGGGACUAACCUGACUGAGGUGAACAUCACUGCCAGGGACUCGUACAGGGUGCAGGUCGCUGCUGCUACCACCGUCCUAGGAGGACUCAUCCAGGUCAUCAAUAAAAACUAAAAACAAUACAAUACAACAUAACACAAGACAAUAAAAUAUGCUACAUUAUGCUUCAAUCCAAUGCAAUCCAAUUCAAUACAAUACAAGAUAUCACAAAUCAGGCAUUCGUAGAUCAUUUAUCCUUACUAUGACUGACAGUAGGAAUAUGUUGUGUUUGAAUGUUCAUGCUUCAACUUGUAGGUGGUGCUGGGGCUGGUGAAGUUUGGGUUUGUGGGUACGUACCUGUCAGAGCCACUGGUGCGAGCCUACACAACAGCAGCUGCUGCUCACGCUGUGGUUGCUGUGAUCGCACAGCUCUUUGGGGUGUCAACCACACGCUUCAGUGGACCCCUGUCACUGGUGUAUGUGAGUACCAUGCGUGUGUGUGACACUUUAACUCAACCCCAGCACAAAACCCUAAACUAAUAUAAUAUUGGUGUAACUCUUGUCCACAGACCCUUGUGGAGGUGUGCUCCAAGCUACCUCAGACCCAUCUCCCCACACUGGUGGUCAGUAGUGUAUCCAUGGUGUUUCUCAUCGCAGCCAAGGAAAUCAACUCUGCCAUCAGCGCCAAACUGCCCGUGCCCAUCCCAGUGGAGCUCACCACAGUCAGUUACUAUGAUACUCUGUCCCCUGUCUCACCGUCUUACGGUCUAUUGUUAAUCUACAUCCCCUGUCGUUCUGUCAGUCUCUUCCUUAUGUUUUUCUACAAACAUUUAUUGAUCUUUCUUUUUCUAUCUUGAUUGGUCAAAGAUACAUUUGAACUUGAAAUAUUUGACAUUGGUUAUAUUCGUUUGGGUAUGUCAGAGAUGUUUUUUCUGUCUAGUCUAGUUCGCGUUGACAAGUUUUGGCUCCUGCAUAGAAAAACUGAAAUGUAGAAGAAUGGGCCUAGUCUGAAACAGAAGAGCUGAGUCAACUAUAUGUGACCGUUCCAAUGUACUGUAUUAGUGUCGUACACAGCAGAAACAGGUGAUUCAUAACUAAUGAUUAGGGACACUUCUGGCUUCUGAUUGACCCAACCUACAGUAUGUUCACUAAAUGAUUGAUGUGAUGUUACCCUUGCAAAAUUCCCAUUAUUUGUCCAGUUGUAUUGAGAAGAUUGUGACAUAGUUGUAUUGAAAAGAGUGUUUCUAUUCUGAUAAAGAUUGUGGCAGCGACGGUGAUAUCGUCCUACACCCACCUAAACGGCAACUACACAAUCUCAGUAGUGGGGGAAAUUCCCAGCGGGUCAGUAUUUAGAGUGAAAAAUAGUGUUUUUUUAACUCAAAAGUAUGCGUGUGUGUGAGUGAUAUAACGUGUGUGAAUGUGUUUGUUUGUGUGUGAGAGAGAGAAACAUGUAAUAAUCAUUAAUACCUUGUUAAUCUGUCAAAUUGUAAUCCUCAUGACUUUUUCUUGACCUCUUCCUGUUGACCGCUUCUCUUCCUGGUAUGUUGUUAAUUCUUAUUACCGACCCCUGCUGGUUCAUGGUUGAAACCUCUGGUACUAGCCUGACCUCCAUAUCCUCUGCUUUAUUCAGCCUGGCUGCCCCCAGGUUACCUGAUGCUAGCCUGUUUAGAGAGGUCAUGGGGGAUGCGUUUGCCUUAGCUAUUGUGGGCUAUGCCAUCUCCAUCUCUCUUGGGAAGACGUUUGCACUAAAACAUGGCUACAAGGUGGACAGCAACCAGGUGAGACAAUCCCUCUUAUCAUACAUUGUUCCAACACCAUCAAAGCAACUGAAUCUCUUACAAUCUACACAAGCUGUACCAUCUUCCCAUGAAUUCAUUUGAUCUUGUCGCGCCUCAUAGGCCACCAUAACUGAAAUCGCUCUGCAAUACAGUCCAAACAAAGCUCUGUCUGUUACACUCACUAGACACACACUCACCUCGUCCAUCCUCUCCUAUCCCCUUUUCUGCUGUCUUCCUCCUCUCCAUCCAUUUCCCUGCUGUAGGAGCUGGUGGCGCUGGGUCUCAGUAAUGCUGUGGGGGGAUUCUUCCAGUGCUAUGCUGUCUGUUCCUCCAUGUCCCGUAGUCUCAUCCAGGAGAGUACUGGAGGCAAGACACAGGUGAGAGGAACACUGCGGGACUCCUACUGUACACCAUUCUGAAUAAUACAGGAGUGUUUGCUAUAUUAAUGCUAUAGUCAUGCAUGUAAAUGCAUACACACAAUGAAUGUGUGUAGGUUAUGUAAAAGCAACAUGAAUCUAUGUUUUGUGACAGAUGAAAGAUACAAAUGAUGUAUUGAUUGCGUAAAUCGAUGUGAUGUCCAAUGUCUUUACUGCAGAUGGCUGGAAUGGCCGCUGCUGUGAUAGUGUUGGUGACUGUGCUGAAGCUCGGGCCUCUGUUCCAGGAGCUGCCAAAGGUAUGUCUCUACUUCAGCUAUAUACUGUAUGUGUGUGUGUGGGAGAGUGUGUGAUAGGAGAUAGAAUGCUGUUUGUAUGUAUUCUUUCUACGUCGUUAUAUAUCUAUUUAAGUGUUUGCGGGUGAAGUAUGAGGUUUCGAAAGUGUGUGUGCGUUUUAUACUGGUUGUAGCCACUCUUAUGUUUCUGUGUGUUUCAGGCAGUGCUCGCAGCCAUCGUCUUUGUGAACCUGAAGGGCAUGUUCAAGCAGUACUAUGACAUCAUCACUCUGUGGAGGAGCAGCAAAGUUGAUCUGGUGAGAGGAGAUAUGUACUUCCUUAUACAUAUUACACACAUCUUCUCUGGUUGUGAAUGGUCGAUAUAGUUGAAUAUAAUUGAAAAACACAGUAACACUUUGUUUGCAGGGUAUCUACGCAAGGGCGUCAUCACACAUUCAUAACCCAUUCAUAAACAUUACCCUGUUCCCAGGUGGUGUGGCUGGUGACCUGGGUAUCUACACUGCUGUUUAACCUGGACAUGGGCCUUGGUGCCUCCAUCACCUUCGCUGUGCUCACUGUUAUCUUCAGGACCCAGCUGUAAGACUGCUCUUCCACUUCUUCAACACUGUAUAGUUUUCAUGUGGCUGUGUGUUUUACAAACAAACCAAAAAGCAAAGCAUCAGCAGGUGCCAGGUGGCAAUUCAUCUUGGCACUUUUAAACAGCUCUUUCAGGCCAAAGUCAGUGAUUGGAAGCCAAAAACCAACAUUUGAUAAAGAAUUCAGAACAAAAAAACAGCAUCCAUUUAAUAAUUAUACAGUAGCUCUGACAGAGAACUGGAGUGCUCUGGUGGUGACCCAACUCUGCUGUUCUCUCUUUCAGUCCGAAGUACUCAGUUCUGGGACACAUUCCCGGGACAGAGCUCUACUUGGACAUGGAGACCCACAGAGAGGUGAGAGACAAUAGAAUAUAAUCAUUCUAUUUCUAUGGGUGAGACAGCAGACCUUGGGAGGCAGCAGGAAGAGAGGUAGUGGUGGCACGGUCAGUGGGUAACCAUAACCUUGUCGUUUGUUUGUGUGUGUGUGGCAGGUGAGAGAGGUCCCUGGCAUCACUAUCUUCCACUCCUCUGCCACCGUGUACUUCGCCAACGCUGACCUCUACCUGGAGGCGCUAAAAGAAAAGGUGCCCUUUUCCAUACAACUCUGACAGUGACACUCAUUUGCACUUCAUGUGAUACUCAUUUGCACCUCAUGCUCUACAGGGUGUCGAAAGCGCUCCCCGUUCAAAGGCACUUACAUUUUUUUGUCUUGCCAAUUCACCCUCUGAAUGGCACACAUACACAAUCCAUGUCUCCAGGAGCGCAACUUUGGUUUUAGAAGUGGGGGGGACAUAAUUAUUAUAAUUGUUUUAAUCCAGUCGGAUAAACACUCCAAACAGCCUAACCGACCGCUCGGAGGCAUCCGCAUGAUCCUAAAGCACACCGUUGCCUCGUUUUGUAUCACAUUCCAAUGAUAAAACUGGGGGGGACAAAAAUGCAAUUUCAGAAUGUGGGGGGGACAUGUCCCAAUUGUCUCAAAGUUAAAAAAUCCUUCUUUAACCUGUCUCCUCCCCUUCAUCUACACUGAUUGAAGUGGAUUUAACAAGUGACAUCCAUAAGGGAUCAUAGCUUUCACCUGGUCAGUCUAUCUCAUGGAAAGAGCAGGUGUUCUUCAUGUUUUAUAUACUCAGUGUAUAGGGAAUAGGGUGCCAUUUGAGACGCAAGCCUCGUAUUUCGUGACUGUAGGCCUACAUUUGGAGCAUGCGUUUGAUGUGAUGAUAACAGAUGGAGUAACUCUGUUUAGAGCGGGCUUGAUAUCAGCAAGAUGAUCAUCUACAAGAGAAGACAGGAGGCCAAGCAGAGACGCAGAGAGAAGAGAGCUGAGAGAAGAGCUAGGAGGGAGGCCAUGAGACAGGUGAGACACUGGAACCGCCAUUCAUAUACAUUUGAACAACACAUUCCGAACUACUCAGGAAUCCAUCUGGACAUACAUAAACUUGUACAGUAUAAAUCUACUCAUCAUAUCUACAUCAUAUCUCAACUAAUCUAUACAUUAUUUAGAUGACAGAGAGCCAUGAUGCUGCUCUUUCUCUAUCUCCUUAUAUGGCAGGUUUUACAAACGUGGUGUAAAUUAACGUGUUGUCUAUGUGUGGACUGUGCAGAGGCAUGCUCUGAGAGCGGCAGAGCAGAAGACAGGAGUCUUCUCUGUAGAGGAGGAGGCGGGGCAACGGAAGGAACCGGAGGGCGGAGAUGGAGACAGGGAGGAGUCACUGGGAGACGACCAACCAGGUUGGUGCGGCCGCGAGAACGGCACCGUGUUCGUCAUGCCAACAACGCCCCGCACGCCCGAUGAUCACUGCAGCUGGGAGUACCUGAAGGGCGGUAAAGACCCAGACAGUGCCACCCUGGGGGCAGUGUCGGAACUGCAAGAUGGGGACACUACCACUCUGGGGUCCAGUAGUGAGGAUACCCUGAGCCGGGAACUGGAUAAGGUCUCCCUGGGUUCGCUGGGCAAGUGGACCUGGGACAUCCACUCCAUCAUCCUAGACCUAUCCACGGCUAACUUCAUCGACACCGUGGCCAUCAAGACCAUGGGAAAUGUGAGUGGGUGAUGAUGAGGGCAUGGAAAUUAUGAGAUACAAGAGAUGGCCUUGUAUUGAGAGAAGAAAAUCAGGAAUGUAGGUGCCCUCAAUGAAAGGUAUAGGGGAGAAAAAUAUUAGGAUGACAAUGGUUUGGUAGGUUGAGAUACAGUAAGAGUUUAAGAUGUUAAAAGUGGAAAACUACAGAAGUGGUUAUCCUCCUGUCCUGUUUUGACAGAUAUUCCACGACUUUGGUGAGAUUGAUGUUACUGUCUACAUGGCUGGGUGUCAGAGUAAGUAACCCCCCUAUCUGUAGCUAAUAAAUGAACAACUCAUUACUUUGAAUAAGAUGUGUAAAUAACUCUCACUUGUUCUAUCCAGUGUCUGUGGUGGAGCAGUUAGAGCUGGGAGGGUUCUUCUCUGAGUCCAUCACUAAAGGACGUCUGUUUGCUACUGUCCAUGAUGCUGUGCUGCACUGCCUUGGCCACCAGGGAACAUCAACGCCCAGCUAUGAGUAUUCUCUGGUGAGAGACGUGAACAUCUGCAUGCAAAAACAGAUACAAUACAAUCAUUCAAUACAGUUCAAUAGAAGAUACAAUAUGGAAGACUGUAUAUUGCUUUCAACAAGUUAACCAUGUCUGUAAAUAUGUCAUUGCAGGAGAUGCAGUGCAGCACCAAACUCUGAGGACCCUUACUGAAGUCUGACGUCUUUGUAUAUUUGAUCCUUUUGAAAAGUGACUUUCAGUUGGGAAUAUAGUAU